Liolophura sinensis is the source of this 2320-nucleotide messenger RNA. Its product is annotated as cyclin-K-like. Bases 57 to 1793 code for a protein of 578 amino acids. Gene Ontology annotation, molecular function: cyclin-dependent protein serine/threonine kinase regulator activity. The record is from RefSeq and is a predicted model, not a curated record. The transcript is spliced from 10 exons. NCBI's taxonomy places the organism in Eukaryota, Metazoa, Mollusca, Polyplacophora, Chitonida, Chitonidae. Gene Ontology annotation, biological process: regulation of transcription by RNA polymerase II.
CCGGAGCCGAGUUGUACACUGUGAAAGGUGAGAGUUUUGAAGGAAUUGUUACCAGUAUGCCUUGCUGGUAUUAUGAGAAGAAAGAGUUGCGGAACACCCCAUCAUUUUUGGAUAACAUUGACCCUAACACAGAGGCACGCUACCGACGAGAGGGGGCAAGGUUCAUCUUUGAUGCCGGAACAAAAUUAGGAUUACGUUAUGAUUCCUGUGCCACAGGAGUUGUCUAUUUUCAUCGGUUCUACAUGUUCCAUUCAUUUAAAGAGUUCCAUCGUUAUGUAACUGGUGCUUGCUGUUUGUUCCUAGCUGGAAAAGUUGAAGAAACACCAAAGAAAUGUAAAGACAUCAUCAAAACAUGUCGCAGUCUUCUUACAGAACAACAAUUUUCUGUAUUUGGGGAAGACCCAAGAGAGGAGGUUAUGACCUUGGAGCGGAUCCUUCUCCAAACAAUAAAGUUUGACCUUCAGGUCCAACAUCCCUACACAAGAUUGCUACACUAUGCCAAGCAGCUCAAAGGUGACAAGCAGAAGAUUCAGAAGGUGGUACAAAUGGCAUGGACAUUCAUUAAUGACAGCAUGUGCACUAUGCUAAGCCUGCAGUGGGAGCCAGACAUUAUAUCUGUAGCCAUGCUCUACCUGGCCACACGGCUCUCCAAGCUGGAUAUCCAGGACUGGGUGGGUAAACCCCAGGGCUCCAAACUUAAAUGGUGGGAAGGCUUAGUGGAGGAUCUAUCACAGGAACUUAUUGAGGAUAUCUGCCAUCAAGUAUUGGACCUGUACUCCUCCAAAUCCCAGAAGAGGGAGGAGUCUCCCCCCAUGACACCCUCACAGAGGCCUCAGCCCUCUGCCAAGAGAACCCGUAAUAGCUCCCCACUGGAUGAGAGUCUGCCGUCUUCACAAGGCAAGAACUCCAGUGGUGGGAAAGCCCCAAAACUUGACAAUGAGAGAGGACCUUCACGUAGUACGUCUAAGGAGGAUUUGGGAAGAAGAGAACCGAAGAGACGUGUAGAGGCUCCCCAGUCUAGCCAUGCACCAUCUGCUCCAUAUAGUGGCCCACCCAGCACAUACUCUGGAGCCCCACCUGCCACCACCCAGUCAGUACCCACAUCACACCCAUCCACAGCACCUGCUACCCACCCAGCUGGGCCACCUGGUAGCCACCAGGCGUAUCAAGGGGGAGAUAACGGUUUCACCCAGUACAAUCCUUAUGUAUCAUCACAGAUGUAUUCCUCAUCAUUUAUGUCACAGGAGGGCAGUCAGUCCAUCCAGUCGCUGAUCACAGGUGGGGAAGGAUCAAACCCGAAUUACACAGAACCACCACCCCAACAACCUCAUGACUACAACCAGGUGUACCAGCCACCCCCAGGCUAUCAGCCCCAACCUUACACCAGCAACCCCCCUCCUCCUGCGCAGCCCUACCCCCCUCACACACAAUCUUAUCCUAACUACCCACCUCCCCCUCGGAGCUACCCUCCCCCUGUACCCACCUCCACCCAGCCACAAGCCCCAGGCUAUGAUCCCAGGUUACCCUUUCCUGGAGGCAGUCAGUCCUAUCAGCAUCCACCACCACCAGCACAACCACAACAACAACAAUAUAACUACAAUCAGCAGUAUGGACAAGCAAACUACCCUCAUCACCAGACAUACCAGCCUCCCCCAGGGGGUCAACAGUUCCCCCAAUACAACAACCCAGGUGGACCUCCAAGAGGCCCUCACCCCAAGAAGCCCAAGAAAAGUGAUAGCUCCACACCUAAUAAGUCCACCUGCUUGGCCACAGUACGGAUAACUGGUAGAUGAUCAUAGCAUCUAGCUGUCUUUGUAAAUAUCACAGAGUGAAUACGGGUGUGAAAGGCCUUGUUAUGUAUUGAUAUGGAAUGAAUGCUGGAAUAUGAAACCAGCUUGUAUCAUAAUAAGCGCUGGCAAACAGUAAAUGCAGUUACUUGCUAGCUAACAGUGGACUAAAUUCUUUCUCUUACUAUUUUAGGCCUUAAAUUUAGUGUUGUAAAGCAAUUGUGUGUUAAGGCCAGAUAUGAGUUUAUAACAGCUUUUCAUGAAAAUAUGAAAUUGGAAACUUUUUAAGUUCUAUUUUUUUGGGCUUUAGUUUUGUUUGUUUUCCAGUUAAAUUUAAGUGAUGUUUGGUAUGUGUGAUAUGCACAUACAUGUAGAUCAUAUUUUAAUCAUGCUCUGUAAUUCUAGCUGAAUCUUCUUUGUAGUAUCCAUAUUUUGUGUGGUUUUAUGCAGUCUGUAUGUCAAAUGAAAGUUUAAAAUAAAUGUCAUGCGACCUCUCUAUAAUUUUUUGUUUAAUGUACUGUUUUCUACUCUGU